Molecule: messenger RNA, 1161 nt
Organism: Danaus chrysippus (African queen)
Lineage: Eukaryota; Metazoa; Arthropoda; Insecta; Lepidoptera; Nymphalidae
Source: the annotation of a GenBank genome assembly
AUGGCUGGAGAUCGUGACAACCACAGGCGCAAUAGCUCAGAAGGACAUCGAAGCAGAAGUCAAAGUCGAGAUCGACGUAAUAGUCGUGAUCGUGAGAAACGGAAUUGUGGUAAGGAUAGGUACCGAAGGAAGAGCAGGGAUCGACAUAGGAAUGACCGGGACAGCAGGGAAAGACGGGACAGCAAGGAUAGACGGGUCAGUAGGGAUAGACACAGAAACAGCAGUAGAGAUAAGCGUAAAGCCAGCAGCGAGAGAAGUAGAAGCAGAGAUCGAAUCAAAGAUAAAUAUAAGAGUCGGGAUGGUGGUAGCGGACACACAAGUAGUAGUAGAAUGAUACAUCGAGACAGAGGUCGGAGUUCAUACAAAGAAUUCAGUGGCGGCGGAUUGGGAGGAGGUCUCGGCGGGGGAAGCCUUGCACCUCGUAGUCGCUUCAAGCCUCAAGAGGAAGAGUUUCUUGAUGCUCGGAGAGAAGAGAGGGAAAGGAUCGGAGAAAUUGGAGUUUCAUCAGUAUGGGGGAAAUCACCCAUAAGAGAUGAUUCAGAGGAAGAACCUCCAGAUUUGCCGUCUGAAAAUGGCAAAGACAAGAAGAAAAGUAAGAAGUCCAAAGAUAAAGACACGAAACAGAAGUUAAAGAAGUUGAAAAAGAAACUCAAAAAGGCAAAAAAGGCUCGAAAAAAAGCAAAAAAGAAAUCCAAAAGUUCUAGCAGUGAGAGCUCGAGUAGUGAGGAAGUGUGGGUUGAGAAAGGAAAGGAAGAUGAAGUAGCAAACAAAUCAUCGAAGACAGAUGAGUUAGCAACAGAAGCAUUCGGUCCGUUGCCUCGAGUGGGUCCAGCAUUGGGUCACAAAGACUUCGGGAGAGCUUUACUACCAGGAGAAGGGGCGGCCAUGGCUGCUUAUGUUGCUGAGGGAAAGAGAAUUCCACGGAGAGGAGAGAUAGGACUCACCUCUGAUGAAAUCGCUUCAUAUGAGGCUGUUGGAUACGUUAUGAGUGGUAGCAGACAUCGUCGUAUGGAGGCCGUCCGUAUCCGUAAAGAGAACCAGAUCUACAGCGCGGACGAGAAGCGCGCGCUGGCCGCCUUCAGUAAGGAGGAGCGCUCCAGGAGGGAGGCAGCCAUACUGUCGCAGUUCAGGGACGUGCUCAGCGCGCGCGCCCGCGAGUGA